This is a messenger RNA of Didymodactylos carnosus, 437 nucleotides long. Lineage: Eukaryota; Metazoa; Rotifera; Eurotatoria; Philodinida; Philodinidae. The record is from the annotation of a GenBank genome assembly.
GUCAGAUCUGUUGUCCAAAUUGUGGAGCAAAAUGUGAUAAUCCAGAGUUAAUUCAUGAAAAUCAUAGAAGUACUGAACAUAUUGCAAUGGCAUUUAAAGGAGUGAAGUACCACAAUAUUCACACACCAACAUUGGAAUUAUGUUAUCAGCAAUUGCAAACUAGUGCCUUCAUAGUUGGAAACGAAACAUUUACUCCAAGAAGAAAAUAUUAUGAGGCUAGAGCACCCGGGUGGCUUGAUGAUUUAGACUUGAAAUUCCAAAAUGGAGCAUUUCGUAGUGAAUCAUAUCCACCACCUGAACAACGUCGAGCAUGGAUGGCUGUACGGAAUGUAUUGGUAGCUCAUUAUAAGAUGACAGAUCAUACUUCAUACGAUAAUGAUAUGUAUCCAUCAUCCAUACUUAGUUUACCAUCAGGAUAUACUCCAAAAUGGAAAUAG